CUCCUCGACGCGGUCCUUGUUCUCGACGCGACGGGCUGAAGUCAUCGCUUGUUCUCUACCACGAUGUCGAACACAAUAGCUUUGUACCCGCUGUCCAACUUCACCUUCAGCACGAAAGAGGCGCAGCCCGAAGAGGAUCCGUCCGUCUCCGCACGUCUGCAGCGGCUGCAGAACAACUAUGAAGACUUUGGCAUGCGCAGGACAGUCGAGGGGGUCCUUGUCGUCCACGAUCACGGUCAUCCCCAUAUCCUGAUGCUCCAGAUCGCAAAUGCGUUCUUCAAGCUCCCCGGAGACUACCUGAAACCCGGGGAGGAUGAAGUCGACGGGCUCAAGCGGCGCCUGGAUGAGCGCCUCGCUCCACCGAACGCCUCAAGUCAGUUCAAUCAGGCGCAUGGCGCGGAGAAUGAUUGGGAGAUCGGGGACUGCCUCGCGCAGUGGUGGAGGCCCAAUUUCGAGACCUUCAUGUACCCCUUCGUCCCCGCACACAUCACCAAACCUAAAGAGUGCAAGAAACUGUUCCUGGUCCAGAUGCCCGAGAAGAAGGUCCUCGCCGUCCCAAAGAAUAUGAAGCUACUCGCCAUUCCCCUGUUCGAGCUUUACGACAAUGCUGCCAGAUACGGUCCGCAAUUGUCUGCUAUCCCGCACUUGCUGUCUAGGUACAACUUCAUCUACCAAUGAGGUGGGUAUGACCGGACAAUCCCAUGCGUCGUUUUCGAUCCCAUACGUCAAAUAUUGCUCUCUCGCUCACCAAUGACCAAGGACAAGGAUUUCCUGCACCUGUAUUAGAAAGAUGUUUUUGUUGUGCGUUGCCGAUAUCCUCGCUGUAUCUUCUUAUACUGCCAUACUCCUUCAUGAACUUGAGCAAAUUGUGCGAACGUUCAGCAACACCCCGAACUCCCGUAUUACAUUUUCAGAACUAGCAGCCCUGUAAGUCCGUCGUGCAUCAUGAAGUUAUGACCAUCGGUCGAUUGUUACUCC
This is a messenger RNA of Schizophyllum commune H4-8, 978 nucleotides long. RefSeq names its product cleavage and polyadenylation specificity factor, 25 kDa subunit. Bases 64 to 678 code for a protein of 204 amino acids. Gene Ontology annotation, cellular component: mRNA cleavage factor complex. Gene Ontology annotation, molecular function: mRNA binding. The transcript is spliced from 8 exons. The record is from RefSeq and is a predicted model, not a curated record. NCBI's taxonomy places the organism in Eukaryota, Fungi, Basidiomycota, Agaricomycetes, Agaricales, Schizophyllaceae.